UUGCGCAUGUGGAUACAUUUUAAUACGAUUACAUAAAGUUGGUGCGUGGCCAAUGACUGACCUAGUUUUUCUUGCUGCCUGCUGGUAAUUUGACUCGGGUAGGGAUUCUAGGGAAGCCGAAUGCUGCAGCGACCCGAAUGUUGUGUCACGCUGCCAGCUGAGCAAGAGAGAACCGAAGAGCGAUGAGGACGUCGAAGAAAUAGCGGAAUGCAGCAAAGGCCGAAAGACAGACGGUGAUCUCUCCUUCUUUACGAUGAAACGCYUGUAAGCUAAAUUAAAUUUGGAAUGGUUCGMGAUUCAGAGCAGAAUACCAAAUUGCCUUUCAUUACCACUAUCAGGAGAUUGCCAGGAUAUUGAGCAUAAAGAUGCGAGUGGCAUGACAAACUCUUAUCUGGUGAAGGCGACCGUCAGGAAGAAGAAAAAAUGCAUCGGGCAAGUAGCUACGCUUUAAGCUUCUUUCUACUGGCUGUUAUUAGCCUCCACGCCCCUGCGGCCUUAUCGGCGGUUUCAGAUGGAAACAGCACGGAAAACGGUACGGUGKCAGAUGGUGGAUUUGUCCCCCUCGUGUUCUCGAAAGUAAACCAGAUUAUCGCCCGUGAGGGCAACUGCGCGCUGAUUGAUUGCAACGUCACUGGAGACCCUGACCCGAAUGUACAGUGGUUCAACUCGCAUGGAGACCUGCUAGACACUGAGACAAGUGGCAAGUGGCUGCUGACAGACGAUGGCAUCCUCAACAUCACCGACAUCAGGUUCGCCGACCGGGGCAAGUACACGUGCAUGGCGUCCAACGUGCACGGCAGCGCCAACUGCACGGUGACMAUGCGGGUGGUCCUGCACAACGGGGACCUGGGGGCCUACUAYGUGGUCGUGUGCCUCGUCACCUUYACCAUCAUMAUGAUCCUCAACAUCACGCGCCUCUGCAUGAUGAGCAGCCACCUGAAGAAGACCGAGAAGGCCAUUAACGACUUCUUCCGCACAGAAGGCGCCGAGAAGCUCCAGAAGGCGUUUGAGAUCGCCAAGCGCAUCCCCAUCAUCACGUCAGCCAAGACCCUGGAGCUGGCCAAGGUGACCCAGUUCAAAACCAUGGAGUUUGCCCGUUACAUCGAGGAGCUGGCCCGCAGCAUCCCACUGCCCCCCCUCAUCAUGAACUGCCGCACUUUCAUGGAGGAUAUCCUGGAGGUGGUGGGGGUUGAGGAGAUGAGGCACACGUUCCUCCGACAGGCCCCAGAGGGGCACCACCUGGAUGGGGCAUCGGGAUGCCGGGCGGCCCUGGUCGGGGUGGGGCCCGGCGACGUCUUCACCGUCCUCCGGGAGAGGGAGCGUUCCGGAUCMCCCGCAGCGGAUUCCGACGACGCGUCGUUGCACGAGCAGCCUCAGCACAUCGCCAUCCAGGUGUCCAUUCACCCCCCGCUGCCCAUGGAGGCCCCGGCUCUGGCUGAGGCCACGCCCACUCCCWUGUCUCCUCCGCCGUUGGCUCCCCUUCACCUGGAGGAGGAGGAGCAGCAGCAAGAGGAGCAGGGUUCCGAGCAGGAGCCAGUGGAGGAGGUGGGGUUGGAGGUGGAGCCAGAGGUUACUACUAAGCUACAGCCUGGUCAGGUGAUCUAUGAAAGCCAUGUGUAA
Messenger RNA from Salvelinus sp. IW2-2015, 1620 nucleotides. RefSeq names its product microfibrillar-associated protein 3-like. Lineage: Eukaryota; Metazoa; Chordata; Actinopteri; Salmoniformes; Salmonidae. The record is from RefSeq and is a predicted model, not a curated record.